AUGCUGAUCAUUCGCACUCUCCUCUCCCUUCCGGCCAUCCUCUCAACUCAACUAAUCGCCCAUGCCCUCGCACGUCCAGAUGGAGUCAUCGCCGAAGACAAAGGUGCUGCGAAAGUCGAAUACGCAACCUCCCUGACAGGUGGGGAAGGCUGCUCAGCUUCGGACCUGGACGACAUACGAUCGGGCUUCGCAGAAAUGACCUCUCUUUUCGCCGCAGCCGUUCCCUUCGAUUCCACCUCUCAACCCAGCGUUGAGUUCUUCGGUCCGCCCCACCAUAUCUCAAACUACACCGACAUGAUCAGUGAGAACUUGCAACGAGCAGCAAAAUAUGCGGCCGUGCAGGGCGGAGAGGGAGAAGUGAAUGCCGAUAUACAUGUUCGAUGCGAUGAUCCCAUGAGCUUGUGCGAUUGUGGAAAUAAGAGAGCGGGGAGGCAUGCAUCGUACAACAUAGGCAAUGAGCAGCAUCUAAAUUUUUGCAAGGACUACUUCCGAAUGGAUGAUUUGGAGAGGAUCGUCGAUAGAAAGGCGAAUAAUCAAAUGGAGAAGGAUAGGUUGAUGGAGUAUUAUAACCGCGGGACUCUGUGGGCGAGAAUGGUGAUGCACUUCUCUGAAAUUGGAAAAGCCGUGGUGCAACGAGCGGUUCCUGGCGGACCAAUGUCUACGACAGAGUGGACGACAAGUAUUUCCCAAGGCGCAAUGAAUACCUCUGUCCUCGCUGGGGUAAUGAAUGAGCGGCCAGAUGGACCGGACGAUGUCCCAGCCUUGAAGUACGCAUACGGUGCGACGCGAUCCAAGCUGCUUGCAGUGCUGUCGACCCAAAUGCCUUAUGAUGCCGCGAACAACGCAGAGAAUUAUGCGCUGUACGCACAAGCGCGCUACAUUAUGGCGAAAAAAAGGUUCUACCCGAAUGUCCCCAUCAUGGACUUUCCGAAUGAAGCGACCGUGUUGACGAAUGAAAAUCUCCAGGAUGGCGAAAGAAUGAAGUACGCGUUUUUUGACAUGUCAGAUGUUGUCGCUCGUCCUCUAGGCAUGGAGCUCGAAGGAAGACCGAUUCCUUCAUCGGCUUCAUUCAACUCUGUCACGCCUUUUACACGCUUAGUUUUGACGGGAAAACUGAAUCGCGCCAUGAACGCAACAUUAUCCGGACGAUUUCAUCGCCAUUUAGAUGACCAAGAGGCCAUCUGGAAGUAG
Molecule: messenger RNA, 1191 nt
Organism: Cucurbitaria berberidis CBS 394.84
Lineage: Eukaryota; Fungi; Ascomycota; Dothideomycetes; Pleosporales; Cucurbitariaceae
Exons: 6
Coding region: 1-1191 (396 amino acids)
Molecular function (GO): metallopeptidase activity
Source: RefSeq, a predicted model, not a curated record